AUGGCCUUGCCUCGCUUGGGCACCGUGCGUUCUUACCUCGCCCUCGCAGUGCCUCUCCUUGGCGCUGCCUCCCCCGCGCUUGCAUCCGUUUCUAACUGUUUUGUGCCAUCUUCGGUGCUGACACCUGGUGUGCGCCGGGCCAUCAUCAUGCCAAACCUUGUCCCUCCCGUGGUCAACACGGAACAGGCGCUUGCAUAUCGCGAGCGUGUCCUAGCGGCGGCUCACGCCGGUGGCCGUCCUGACUUUGUCCCACUCAUGACCCUCUACCUGACUGACAAUACCACUGCUGAUGAGAUCCACAAAGCCAAGGCUUCAGGUCAUAUCUACGCAGUCAAGCUGUACCCGGCUGGUGCCACCACCAACAGCGACUCGGGCGUCACCGAUAUUGCCAAGUGCAGUCCUGCUCUUGCUGCCAUGGCUGAGGUUGGCCUCCCCCUUUUGGUCCACUCGGAAGUGACGACACCAGACAUCGACCUCUUUGAUCGCGAAGCCGUCUUCAUUGACCGCCAUCUACGACCUCUGGUGGCUGCUCAUCCCUCCCUCAAGGUGGUGAUGGAGCACGUGACCACGCGCAAGGCGGUCGAGUUUGUCACGAGUCAAGGCCCCAACGUGGCAGCCACCAUCACCUGCCAACACCUCUUGUAUAAUCGCAACGCCCUCUUUGACAAGGGUUUGCGCCCACACAAG
Messenger RNA from Monosiga brevicollis MX1, 687 nucleotides. RefSeq lists its product as uncharacterized. Gene Ontology annotation, molecular function: dihydroorotase activity. Gene Ontology annotation, cellular component: cytoplasm. The record is from RefSeq and is a predicted model, not a curated record. The transcript is spliced from 8 exons. The annotation marks the transcript as partial. Gene Ontology annotation, biological process: 'de novo' pyrimidine nucleobase biosynthetic process; pyrimidine nucleotide biosynthetic process. Lineage: Eukaryota; Choanoflagellata; Craspedida; Salpingoecidae.